This is a messenger RNA of Nelumbo nucifera (sacred lotus), 2088 nucleotides long. RefSeq names its product non-specific phospholipase C2-like. Lineage: Eukaryota; Viridiplantae; Streptophyta; Magnoliopsida; Proteales; Nelumbonaceae. Gene Ontology annotation, molecular function: hydrolase activity, acting on ester bonds. The record is from RefSeq and is a predicted model, not a curated record. Gene Ontology annotation, biological process: phospholipid catabolic process.
UUGGGAUCUCCACCAGAGUGUGUUCUUCCCUGUACCAAUAACGAUAAAAAAAAAAAAAAGGUUUCCAGAAGAAUCAGUCACGGACUCACGGACUUUACUUUCAUCUUUCUCUCUCUCUCUUCUGAAACAACAAUGGUGAGAAAGAAGAGGCCAUCAAUGGCUACCACUAGACUAUGUUUUCUCUUUCUUCUUCUUUGCAAUUGGGAUUCAGCAACAGCAGGUCCAAUCAAAACACUGGUGAUCUUAGUAAUGGAGAACCGAUCCUUCGAUCACAUGCUCGGGUGGAUGAAACGAAUCAACCCACGAAUCAAUGGCGUCGACGGCACCGAGUCCAACCCACUCUCCACAACCGACCCAUCCUCUCCUCGCAUAUUCUUCAAAGAUCAAUCGCAUUACGUCGACCCAGAUCCCGGCCACUCCUUCCAAGCCAUCCGCGAACAGAUCUUCGGCUCCAGCGACACCUCCGCGUUUCCUCCCCCCAUGAAUGGCUUCGCCCAGCAAGCCUUCUCCAUGAUCAACUCCACCAACAUGUCCGAAAGCGUCAUGAACGGCUUCAACCCAGAUAUGGUUGCUGUCUACAAGUCUCUCGUCACUGAGUUUGCCGUCUUCGAUCGAUGGUUCGCCUCCGUCCCGUCUUCGACACAGCCCAACAGACUUUUCGUGCACUCGGCAACCUCCGGUGGCGCCACCAGCAACAUCCCAAGCCUCCUCGCUAAGGGGUACCCACAGAGAACAAUAUUCGAAAACAUCGAUGACGCCGGGCUAUCGUUCGGAAUUUACUACCAGAACAUACCGGCGACGCUGUUCUACAGAAAUCUAAGGAAGCUCAAGUACUUAACCAAGUUCCAUUCAUAUGGGUUAUCGUUCAAGAGCCAUGCCAAGGCCGGGAAGCUGCCGAACUAUGUAGUCUUUGAGCAGCAGUACAUGGACACCAAGCUGUCGCCGGCGAACGACGAUCAUCCGUCGCACGAUGUUUAUCAGGGGCAGAUGUUCGUGAAGGAGGUUUACGAGACGUUGAGGGCGAGCCCCCAGUGGAAUGAGACGUUGCUUGUGAUUACCUACGACGAGCAUGGUGGGUUCUACGAUCAUGUGCCGACGCCGGUGAGAGGUGUGCCGAGUCCGGAUGGGAUAAUUGGGCCUGCGCCGUUCUUGUUUCGGUUCGACCGCUUGGGUGUUCGGGUCCCUACCAUCAUGGUGUCGCCAUGGAUAGAGAAGGGUACUGUUGUUCAUGGGCCCAAUGGGUCUCCAUUCUCCAAGUCAGAGUUCGAGCAUUCAUCCAUCCCUGCAACAGUGAAGAAGCUAUUCAACCUCCCCUCUCCAUUUCUGACAAGGAGGGACGAAUGGGCCGGUACCUUUGAAGGCGUAGUCCAAACUAGAACCCAACCAAGAACUGAUUGUCCAGAGAAACUGCCAACUCCGGUCAAGAUCCGGCAGGGUGGGCCUAAUGAAAACGCGAAGCUAAGUGAGUUCCAACAGGAGCUGCUGCAGCUUGCAGCAGUGCUGAAAGGCGAUGAUAUCUUGACAAGCUAUCCUGAAAAGAUUGGGAAGCAAAUGACAGUCAAAGAGGGGAAGAAAUACAUGGAGGAUGCACUCAAGAGAUUCUUGGAGGCAGGAUUGUUGGCUAAGAGAAUGGGUGUGGAUGAAGAGCAAAUUGUAAAGAUGAGACCCUCCCUCACCACAAGACCCUCUCCAUCUUUAACCACACACCCUUGACAAGAAACAGAAUUACAUGUGAAGUAGGAGAUGUGAUCCAUAUCCAUCCAUGAAGUGUUCAUAUACACAGCUUGCAUCAGUUGUCUAUCAAAAUCUUAUGCAAUUCUGCAGAAAGAAAUAAUAGAGAAACACAAGAAAAGAAAUAUAAAUAAAAAUGGUAAUGGAAUCCAUGGUAAUUAUAUGUGCCUCUAUGCAUGUUCUGACCCACUAGAAACCAAAGCUCUUUGGUAACAUCUUAAUUACAAUUUAGGGUGGAGCCUAAGUUGGGUUUGGCUCCAAGUCUUUCAUAUAUACCAAGUAAAUGUCUAAGCCAGAUUUUGUAUAAGUUCAUUGCAUGUGUAUUUCAUAGAAUAAAUGCUAUAAGCUUAAUGCAUA